Biomphalaria glabrata is the source of this 2898-nucleotide messenger RNA. RefSeq names its product ubiquitin-associated and SH3 domain-containing protein B-like. The record is from RefSeq and is a predicted model, not a curated record. The transcript is spliced from 8 exons. Lineage: Eukaryota; Metazoa; Mollusca; Gastropoda; Planorbidae. Bases 230 to 1081 code for a protein of 283 amino acids.
GUCAGUGAUAACAAAAUGAAAAUCAUAGUAUAAUCCUAGAGUCUGUAUCUAGUCUAUAUAAAUUUACUAAUCUAGAUCAUAUUCAUCAUAUUGACAAUAUAGAUCUAGAUUAUCUCAUAUCAAUCCUCAAUCUAGAUUUCUAGAUCUAUGCUGUCAAUGGAUAAAUAGUAAAACAAAAAUCCCUGAUCUUAGUAAAAGUUAGUAGAUUCUACAUUUCUAGGAAAGUAAAAUGGCCUCUAAACAUCGUAACAACCUAACCCAAUCAAAGGUUUCGAGACAGCCAUCUGUGUCUUCUAAAUGUGAAAAUGGUGUUUCUCACACCAGAAGAUUGUUUGUGAUGCGACAUGGUGAGCGCUGUGAUUUCGCCUUUGGGAAAGGCUGGGUUAAGAGAUGUUUUGAUGAUAGGGGUCAUUAUACCCAAAAAGACUUGAACCUUCCUAAAAAGAUGAUUCAGAGAGAUACAGUGAGUGAUUUCCUUAGAGACAGUCCACUCACAGAGAUAGGAAUGUUCCAAGCUAGAGCUACCGGGGAUGCUUUCAAGGCUGCCAAUGUAGAUAUCAAGCAUGUGUUUGUGUCUCCCUCCCUGCGAUGUGUACAGACAGCUCAAAAUGUUAUUGAUGGUAUGGACAACAACGCCGAGCUCUGUGUUGAGCCAGCGGCUUUUGAGUGGCUGGGCUGGUACAAAAAUGGGAUGCCCAAUUUGCUGACUCCAGAUCAGUUGGCCAACUGUGGAUUUAAUGUCAACCUUCUUUACAAGCCAUAUCUUGAAAUAAAAGACUACCAAGUGGAUGAAACUGUAUCAGAUUACUAUGACAGGUGCCAUCAAUUGACACAGCAUAUUUUUAAAUCUUGUGAAGAAGGAGAUGUACUAAUAGUUGCCCAUGCCGGCAGUUUAGAUACAUUCACCAGACGCCUCAGGGGGAAGAACCCCAGAACUUCCCAGGAGAUGCACCUGAUCCUCCCCAGCUUCACUUACUGCUGUCUUUGCUGUCUGGCCUACUCAGACAAAACCAACAAAUGGCAAUUUGUGGAUCCUCCGAUCCCCCCACUACAUGAAUUUGACUGGAAAGUAAUGCUGUGAUAUUUAACUUAGAUUCAGAUAUAUGAAGUUUAAAUGUUGAAAUGUUGCUCCAUCAUUCUGAACUCAUCUGUCAUUUGAAGACAACAAGUUAUGAAACAGACCAAUGUCUUGAGGUCAUGAAAGGCUAUUUGCUGUUGUUGUUUUUUUUUCUCUGCUGGCAUAUAUCUGCAUUUAUUGUUGUUGUUUUUUUGUUUGUUUUUUUUUACAUUAUGUAACAAUAACUUAUCAUGUGUGUUUGGCUUAUUUACUUGGCUGAAAUGAUAGAUUUCUAAUUUAUUGUGAUAGGUUUAUCAUAAGUAGGCUUACUUUAAGCUAGGUGGAAACUUUUCCAGCUUAGGUUUUAUUUACUUGAAAUAUUUUACAGCCCUGAGGCUUUAGAGCUACUCAGCAUAAUUCUUUUGUCUGUGUUUAUUUUAUGCUUGUUUCUAAUGUUAUGUUCACUGCUAAAUAAUUCUGAGCUAUCAUGACACGAAGAAUUGCUAAUCAGUUAAAGGUACUGUGUUUCUUGACUCCUUAAAGUGUCCAGAGUUUAUUCUAGCUUUUGCUUUCCCUCUGAUGUUUAUAGUUUUAAGCAAUUAUGUGUGGAUAGAAAUCCGACAUCUGCUGAGUUCUGAAGUGAAUAAUUUUGUCUUUUUUUUUUUUAAUGAAAAGUAAAUUUAAAAUUAUUAUUUUUUUGUGUGUGUUAAGUGCUGAAAUGGACUACUAAGAAUUGGAUAUUGAGAAUGUUUUUAUCAAAUCUUUAAGUUAUGAUUGCCUACAAAGUGGUAGUCAAGUCAACAAAGUUUAUUUUUAGAUCAAAGCACAAACUUCCAAAACCAUGCUUUGGGUUUUACUUGUAUUGUUGAUUUUUCUUUCUAUUAUUUAGAGAGUAGGAUGAUUUUAAUUAUAUAUUGGACAUUUUCAUAUGAAAAGUUUGAAUUAUUGUGAAUUUGUUUUUUUUUCAAAACCAACAAUCAUGUCCUUAAUUCAAGUAGCAGCUUUGCCCUUGUUUAACAUCCUUUUCACCAACGCUCAGUUAAGUGACAGUACUUCAAGAAAACGUCUAGAACCUGUUACUUUGUCUAUUUCAGUAUCAGUCCUCGUGUUUUUCUGCUGUGAUACAUAAGUAUUUACUGGUAAACUCCCUUGUUGAGUAACAUUCCUUGUACGUGACAUGUUUUAUUGUAAGCCAACAAAGGUUACAUAUCCCUAAUGUGAUUUUUUUUUCCUCUCUACACUUGCACAUCCUAUGCAUUUCAAGAGCUAUAUUUAUAUUGACCAUUAAUGAAGAACAUUGUGAAUAUUAUUGACUGUUCUGUUCUGUGAUUUUGUUGAGCUAAAAGAGUUAUAUCUGUAUAUACAAAUUGAAAAAUAUAACGAUAGAAAAAAAAAACUAACUGCACUUGAGUUGAUUAUAAUUUUUUUGAUUUUCUAAUUUCAUAUUAUAGAUAUUUUAAUUUUUUACAUAAAUAAAGAGCUUAACUGGCAUUUGUAAUCAAUGCCAACUCUUUAUUUUUUUAUUCCCUCUAAAAACAAAGUGCUAAGUUUUAGAGUUUAAAAAACUCUUAAAUCAUCCAGAUACAACCACCUUUUUCUCAGGAUACAACCACCUUCACAGGACAUACAUUUAGAUUUUGAGUUAUAAAAGGGGAAUAACCCUUGAGGGUGCCAAAAAGACAAAAUAUCAUGUAAUGAUAAUUCUUUGAAAUAAAUUUACUCUGGCAAAUAGACUAAACAGUCUUCUCCAAUGAUAUACAUAUAUAUAUAUAAUUUCAAAGACAAUUGUUUGUUCGAUUGAUUGCCUAGAUUCCACCUAUAAAUUUUAAUCUGCUAUGAAG